This is a messenger RNA of Entelurus aequoreus (snake pipefish), 1848 nucleotides long. It is a transcript of the gene marchf4b, whose product is annotated as membrane associated ring-CH-type finger 4b. The transcript is spliced from 4 exons. The coding region runs from base 400 to 1368 and encodes 322 amino acids. Gene Ontology annotation, molecular function: ubiquitin-protein transferase activity. Lineage: Eukaryota; Metazoa; Chordata; Actinopteri; Syngnathiformes; Syngnathidae. Gene Ontology annotation, biological process: protein ubiquitination. The record is from RefSeq and is a predicted model, not a curated record.
AGUAGGACGGUCCGACAGCCUUGCUGGAUUGUACCAAGAAGGAUCUCCACCGUCUAACAUGUCUGCUGGUUAGAUGUAGCGAAAGAGUGAGAGAGAGAGAGAGAGCGAGGUGGGGGGGGGGGAGAGAGAGUGAGAGAGGGGCGGUGGCCAAAAUAAGGAAUCGUGCAGAAAUCGGUGUUGCUGGCCAGCUCCUCCAUUCACUCAACUUAAUGGCUUCGGACACUUGUUUACAUCCAUGGGGUCUGUCCGCCUUUCGGAUUGACUUUCUCUCCGGAGGACGGUAAAAGACGCUGUAAAUACGUCGUAAAAACCCCCGUCGGCCACGCCACACAUGAGGGGACGCGCAGUGCGCCCCUCCGCGGUGCGGCUGUGACUCGGCGGCCGCAGACCGGCCAGGGCAUGCUGAAGAGCCGCUGCUGCGUCCUGCUCGGUGACCUGAGGCUGCUGCUGCUCGGCCCGCCGGCACCGGCGCCUCCGCGCACCCCCAUGAGCGGCCAAGCCGCGCAGAGCCGUGAGCCGCCGGACGUCGCCGAACAAGGGGAGCGAGGAACCCCGCCCGGGGCGGCCGCCGCCGAGCGAGCGGUGCCGGGCUGGGUGGACGCGGCGGAGCUGUCGGCGGCGCUGCGCGGCUGCAGCAGCUCCUCCGAUGACUGCUCGAAGGGAAAACUGGAGGAGCGGUUCUCCCUCACCAGCUUCACGGGGAGCGGCUUCAGGACGCCCGUCUGCAGGAUCUGCUUCCAGGGACCUGAGCAUUGGCAGGCCAUCUCACUCACCGUGAUCGAGAAGGUGCAGAUAGCAGCAGCCAUCUUGGGCUCUCUCUUCCUGAUGGCCAGCAUCUCCUGGUUGGUGUGGUCCUCGUUUAGCCCGUCGGCACGCUGGCAGCGCCAAGACCUGCUUUUCCAGAUCUGCUACGGCAUGUACGGCUUCAUGGACGUGGUGUGCAUAGCACUUAUUGUCCAUGAGGGACCGUCUGUGUUCCGCAUCUUCCACCGGUGGCAGGCUGUCAACCAGCAGUGGAAGGUUCUCAACUAUGACAAGUCUUUGGACAACGUUGACUUGAAGAACAUGGCGGUGGACAGGACUCAUCAGACCAACCAGGCUUACCAGACCGGACUCGGAGUGUCCGCCUCCACCUCGUCGCUAAUGGUGGUCGCUUCCACGGCUGCCGGCUCCACGUCAGCGAAUGUGGUGGCGGCCGCCGGAGGACUUGGGGUGCAGGACUUGAACCCCGAUGGUGGGGGCGCGGUGGCCGACCCGCAUUACCCUUACAACAUCCUGCACCUGCUCAGCCACCUGAGACCGUCGGAACCUCGCAACCAAGCCAGCAGUAACACACGAGAACUGGUCAUGAGAGUCACGACCGUGUGAGGCGUCAGAUGGGGCCUUAUCUCUCAAAUGGGGUCAGGGUCUAACAUUCACAAAGCAUCUAAACUGCAACUGGACUGAUACCGUCUUCUUAUUUGUUACAUAAUGCAUCAUCACUGUCAUUGAUUGAAUAAAAAUGUAAAUUGGUUGAUUUGCAGAGCUGCUUGGUAAAUACUUCUUUGGGGGAUUUAGAGUAGUGGUCCCCAACCACGGACCAGUUUAAUGUAGGCAUUAUUUCCAGGGACCGGCUUUCCACUUGUGCCAGAUAAAUACAGCAAAAAUAAGUGCAUGAAAAAUACAACUUACUAUAACGCUGAAUUAGUGGGAGCCCUGGGCUUGUUUCUUUGCCAUGAGAUCCCCAGCAGGUUACCAUCAACCUGCUGGGGACUGCAGAUGGAAAUCAGCCUUUGGCUACAAUCUGUCACAUUUAUAUUUUAUAUGUUCAUUUUGCAGCCGAGUGUGAAGCGACUCCAAGUCCGAGUC